Molecule: messenger RNA, 318 nt
Organism: Aspergillus niger
Lineage: Eukaryota; Fungi; Ascomycota; Eurotiomycetes; Eurotiales; Aspergillaceae
Exons: 1
Coding region: 1-318 (105 amino acids)
Source: RefSeq, a predicted model, not a curated record
AUGAUACCCUCUGCUGCUUUGGCGGUCAUUUCCGAGCCCGGAUGUCAAUUGCGUGUCCGGUGCUGCGUUUCAUUCCUUUAUGAUAUGCGUUCCGCAAGGAUACCCAACUGGCCUUGUGUGUUCAUGUUGUGCGCCGACCAAACUAGAUUGAUACCACUUGUUGCUGUUUAUUGCUUGCUCUUUGAUGUUCUCAUGUUGCUGUUUGAUGCUUUUGUCUUGAUACCCUACUGGGAGGAAGGGUGCUUUUUGCCAGCUGGAUGGGGAAAUUCCCUCCACUCAAAUUGGCCCGAACCGUCGACUACCAUGACUCUAUGGUGA